Molecule: messenger RNA, 2190 nt
Organism: Lingula anatina
Lineage: Eukaryota; Metazoa; Brachiopoda; Lingulata; Lingulida; Lingulidae
Product: mitochondrial inner membrane protease subunit 2
Cellular component (GO): mitochondrial inner membrane peptidase complex; membrane
Molecular function (GO): serine-type endopeptidase activity
Source: RefSeq, a predicted model, not a curated record
GAGGCUUAUCUUGGAAAACCCCGGAUGUGAAGAUGGCGGCGCCCUAGACGCGAAGAAAUUUUUCAAAGGCAAAACACAAAUCAAUGUUUUCGGUUAAAUGGCCUGUUACUGAAGGAUUAGUGGGAAUUGCAGUUGUUACUACUACACAGAACUACAGGUGUUGCAGAUAGUCCACUUACCAUGAACAAAGUGUUGGUUGGUGGUGCCGUGGUAGGGGUGAUCUAUUCUGCCGUUGGGUUUCCUUCCAAGAUACGAGGACGGUCAAUGACACCCACUUUAAAUCCUGAUGAUUCCAAGUACUCGGACUACAUAUGGAUGAGUAAACUGGGCAGCCAGCAAUUCAAGUACCAGAGAGGAAAUGUGGUCUGCCUUGUUUCUCCCAAGGACCCAAAAGAACGUUUGAUCAAGCGAAUAAUUGCACUAGAAGGGGAUACUGUCAAGACCCUGGCCUACAAGAACCGUCAGGUUACAAUUCCUGAGGGGCAUUGCUGGGUGGAGGGAGACAGUAAAUACAGGAGCUGCGAUAGUAACAUAUUUGGUGCGAUUUCCAUGGGGCUAAUACAAGGGCGCGCAACACACAUAAUAUGGCCACCAUCGCGAAUACAAAGACUAGAUAACCGUUACCCAGAGGAGCGUGUACAAAUUCCUCCAGACUCUAAACAUAUACCUACCAGUAACCCUUCACUAGGUACCAGUAAACAUUCAAUUUUAGCAAAUGAAAAGGAAUGACAGAAGAGGAGGAAUUAGGCCAAAAUUUGAAUGUAUUUUAUUUUGUAUUAUAUAUAUAUAUAUAUAUAUAUAUAUAUAUAUAAAACAUUUUACAUGAAAUCAAAUACUGCAUAAUUAGAUGAAUUUUACCUAUUGAAAAUUGUCUGGCAAGCUGUGACGAGAAAACUACUUGUAUCACCAUCUUGUCAAUUUUGUUUACGUAGAUUUGCACAGUAAAAAAAUUCUAAGGAAAUAGAUGGUAAAUUGCUGAAUACAGGUACCUACAUAUAAAAGAAAGAAUUGAAUAUUGGAUUUUUUUUUUUACAGUCAAUAAGUUAUUUUAACAGUGGUCAGUUUGAAUCUUGCUGUCAGCUUUCACCUAAACCCAUGGACAGGCCCAAACUAUUGCUGCAAGCCGAGUCUGUUAUUACUCUUGAAAUGUAGCAUAGUGGUACCAUUAGUUGAGAAAAAAGGACAUUUAAUUAUCAUUUUUUUUAUCAGCCAUUGUUUCAGAAUGACUUUGAAUUCUGGAAAAAUUUUGACUGGCCAUUUCUGAAGCUCAAACAUCCCCAUUAUAUUCCCUUCUGAAUAAUAUAGUUUUUGUUUGGUGUGAAUAGCAGCACAUUACCUUUGAAGAUGCAUGUAAUUGAUAAGUGGUAAAAUUAUUACAAUAUAAGUUUGAUUUUUUUAUCAGUAUGGGAUUUACUAAGUACCCAAAUUGUCAAUUUGUUUCUAUUAGUUUUAAAGGAUAUUGUAAGUUAUGCAGUCAUUUACUGGGGGGACGGAAUCGUAUUUAGUCCAUGAAAAAAAUUUUAUAUUGGGUGAGGUGCCAUUACAGUAUGCUUGCAUGGACCAUAGCAUUCUGUAUUCUCCUGAAAUUGACUGCACAAUGAUUAAUCAUGUUGCUGUUUUAACGUGAAGAUAAUAUUAUGACUACUUCACCAAGUCUUUGUGAGUCUUGUUUCAAUUACUAACAGGGCACAUUCAGAACCCGCAGGCUAAUUGAUCUGCAUAUUAAAUAUGGCCGACCCACUUAAAACUCGGCGCCACUUUGGGGCGCAAUUCGUUCUCAUGCUGAUGUUUGCCUUGUUCCCUAUGCCUGAUCAAAGUGGAGCAGAAAUUAAAUCAUUGUGCACUUGUAGGGAUGGCAUGUGUAAGAAGCAGGGAGCCCAUUAAGGGACUAUGCAGUAUUGCUUUCAAGUGGGUUGGCCAUUUUUGAUUCGCGGAUCAGUUUGUCCACGGAUCAAAUUGUUCUGAAUGCACCCUGAGUGUGACGCGUAUUAGGCAGAAUAUUGUCAAUAUGGCCUAACAAGGUCACCAGGUGUUCGAGAUAUAUUGUAGGUUCUUCCUGGAAUGAUAACGUAACAAUCAUAUAUUGUCAGUACAAAUAAUUGAAACAAGACUCGGGGGGGGUUGCGAGUUCAUUGUGCACUUCAUCAGGUUGUAUGGGCUUUUUCAGUGGUGUGAUGAUAAUUAUUUUAA